CGCAGUUUACCUCCCCGGGUGGAGAUGGUCUAAGUAGUAAAGUACCACCACCAUCACCCAUAUUUCUCCGCCUCCACUCGGCCUCAAGCAGAACUCAGAUGGACUUCACUCCACUCUUCCCACACAGUUCCUCAUCUUCCUCGACGGUCUCACCCAAUGGCGACUAUGUAUUGACCUCGGUGGGCGACCGAUUGGUGGUCCGGCUCAGCCAAUCGAUGGAAGUCAUCCGAAGUUGGAGAACUGAGCAGGAGCCUUCGACUAACUCGGAACCGAAGCCGAAGAAGCUGCUCGCCUCCUCAUCCGCAUCGGCCACUGACAAGCAGGCCGUCAAGUCCUCAACGCGUUCCAUCCAGCCCACGAUCCCUUACCUUGGAAACGCGUCCAAUAAGCCAGCACCGGGCACCCCCCAGGAUGACCGGCGCCCACCGCUGCUCACAUCCAUCUCCUUCUCCCCAAACUCUCAGUACGUCUGUGCACUCUUACGACAAACUACGACCUCGGUAGUCUCCAUCUAUUCGAUAGAAGCCGAUCAGCUCGCUGCUCAAAUUAAAAUUGGCGCGGAGGGCGUCGCGGGUGGGGACAAGGCAAUCAGAUGGAGCCCGAGUGGGUGCAGCUUGAUGGUCUGGAGUGAUUGGAACCUCAGGGUCACCAUCUGGCCUCUCUCCAACUCACAACCCAAGCCGGUCCAAUUGCAUCAUCCCAAACAUGGGCCCCACAUCGGAUCCUCCUUCUCACCCACCGGGCGAUAUUUUGCUCUGCUCUGUCGACAGCCAGGAAACUUUCAUGACUGCGUCAGUAUAUACGACACGAUCACAUGGACAUGUGCCAGUUUGUUCCAGCUCUCUGCCGAACUAGUUGAUCCGACCCAUCUCCACUGGAGCCCAUGUGGUCGAUAUCUGGCAAUCGUCGAAUCGGCUCUACUCGAUUAUCGCGUCGAAAUCUGGUCCCCAACCGGGGCCAAACUUGGCAUCUAUGUCCCACAACCCCCAAAACUCAUCCUCACUCACAUCGAUCCUUCUUCCGCCGAUCACCACAUCCACCAUCCACCCCCAACCCUGAACCGUAGCCAUUCGGACACCCUUCCGAGCGGCCCGCCUCACAAGCGAAAAGUCUCAUCCAACACCCAUCAUCAAGACCCAGAGGCAGAUUCAAGCGUUCAUGUUGGCUUGGGCAUCCGUCACAUCAAGUGGAGACCAGGUGGGGAAUACCUUGCCGUUGGUGGAUGGGAUUGUAAAGUGCGCCUCUUGAACGACUUGACUUGGUCAUCGAUCUGCGAAAUCGACUUGAGUGACAUCUCUUGCGGGCGAGUUCUCAAUGAGCCUCGAGAAUGGAUCGGACGGACACGAGGCCACGGAAUUAUUCCGUUCGAACUAGAGCCAAUCAACGUCCUUCCAAGUCCUUUGAAACCUGACUUUAGUAAACCUAAUCCAACAAUUGGAAUUAAAGAGGUUGAAUGGAGUCCGAAGGGAGACUACAUGGCGGUCCGCAAUGACGCGCUGCCCACCGCAGUCUUCAUAUUCUCUUUCCGUAGUGGUAGUUCAUCCUCCCAAAAUGCACAUCUAGACUCGGCCCAUACCCAGCCCACAGUCCCUCUGCGCCCUCGCCUGAGCAGUGUGCUCCACUUUUCCACCCCAGUCAGAUGUCUACAAUGGCAUCCCACCCUGACCCAGCUGGUUCUGGUCUGCGCUACCUCAGCCGUUUAUUCAUGGUUCCCUGUCCGUCCAGGCCUUACUCCUUCGUCUCUCGACGCCUCUCAAUCUGGUGAGUAUUGUGAAGGAAUUGGUGUGCCUGCAGGUAUUCCUUUCAAUGCGACAUCGAUUCAGUGGAACCCAUCGGGCGAUAUCAUGUUGAUUUCAGAUAAGGCGACAUUUUGCUUGGCCUUUCCUGUUUCAGAAGAUGCUGAGAAUACAUGAAAAAUAUGGCGUUGUUUGUUGAUCAAACAAACACAGUGGGACUCAAGAACCGAAAAUGUCACGGAGUAAAACGUUUCCGUAUAGUUGGCUUGAAUAAAAUGGC
Puccinia graminis f. sp. tritici CRL 75-36-700-3 is the source of this 2016-nucleotide messenger RNA. RefSeq lists its product as uncharacterized. Gene Ontology annotation, cellular component: mitotic spindle; MWP complex; microtubule organizing center. The record is from RefSeq and is a predicted model, not a curated record. NCBI's taxonomy places the organism in Eukaryota, Fungi, Basidiomycota, Pucciniomycetes, Pucciniales, Pucciniaceae. Gene Ontology annotation, biological process: microtubule anchoring at mitotic spindle pole body; mitotic sister chromatid segregation; protein localization to mitotic spindle pole body. Gene Ontology annotation, molecular function: protein binding. Bases 99 to 1913 code for a protein of 604 amino acids. The transcript is spliced from 7 exons.